Heterobasidion irregulare TC 32-1 is the source of this 1865-nucleotide messenger RNA. RefSeq lists its product as uncharacterized. Gene Ontology annotation, biological process: fatty acid metabolic process. Gene Ontology annotation, molecular function: medium-chain fatty acid-CoA ligase activity. The transcript has 6 exons. The coding region runs from base 1 to 1617 and encodes 538 amino acids. NCBI's taxonomy places the organism in Eukaryota, Fungi, Basidiomycota, Agaricomycetes, Russulales, Bondarzewiaceae. The record is from RefSeq and is a predicted model, not a curated record.
AUGGCACAGACGCUUCAGUCUCACCUAUCCGUCUUGAGCGCCAGCGCAUCUCUCUAUGCUUCUUUACCUGCCUUCCGCGUUCCCCGAUCCGAUCUCCAAUCUGGCGAACCUCAGGAUUGGGAGCCAGUUACUUAUGCUCAGUUUGAACGCGAUGUCGAGCUCUAUGCUAGACAUUGGGCCCGAGUAUUGAAGCGCAACAGCAUUCCUCAACGCUCCGUGAUUGGCAUGUGGAUCGGAGGCUUGACUUACACAGACGUUCUUCAAAUCUACGGCCUUUCUAGGGCUGGAUUUGUACCACAGCUGUUCAGUAUCCGACUUCCCAACCCUGUGAUCAUCUAUGAGCUUCUCGAGAAAGCAAACUCGAAGGGACUUAUAUUCGACUCAUCAUUCAAGUCGGCAGUCGAAGAUUGUCCUCUGCCCACUUAUCCUGCCGUCAACAUUGACGAAACCGACACACAGGACGAGCCACUACCUGUUCUUUCUACCGUGAUAGAUCCAGACGACGUCCUCUUUGUUUUCCACACUAGCGGGUCGACAUCGAAUAGUCCUAAGCUUGUUCCUUGCACCCGCAAGUGGGUGAACGCUGCCAUCCUCAAAUCGCGUAUCGUUGGCAAGCCAAAGGUCGAUGGUUCUAGGGAUGUCACGGUUUGGAUGGGAAGCAUGAGUCACAUAGGACAAUCAUUCAUGUUUCUUGGCUCGAUGCAACACGGGGCAUGCACCAUCCAGCCGACAAAAAUCAACUUCUCCCCGGAUGAACUUGCACAAAUGAUUACAAGAUGUGGUCUCAAUCGCCUCAAUCAAUUUGCCGCCUUUCUUGCUAUGAUGAUCCGCAACUCCCGACAGAACCCCAAACUCCUUUCCCUCCUUCGUAGCCUCGAUGAGAUUCUCUAUAGUGGCCUGCAAUUACCCCGUGACGAAGAGCAGUUUGCAUAUGCCAACGGUCUCAAACUCAAGAACUUGUUUGGCAACACGGAGUGCGGUGCGAUGCUCUUGUCCGUGGGAGGUACCGGCCCUACAGCGUCCCUCCUUUGUGCUCUGGACACCACCUCCUACGCUUUCUUCCCCAUUACGUCAAAUCAGUCAGAAGCAGGUCACAAAAGCACGACAUCUCAGAUGGUAGAGCUCGUUAUCCUGUCGGACUCAGGGGAUUGUCCCCACCCGUCGCUCCGUGCAUCGGACGGACACUUCCAUACUGGUGACCUGUUCCUGGAGGUCCAGCCGAAUUCCUAUGUCUUCCGGGGACGGGACGAUGACUGGAUCAAGAGCGAGAACAGUCUCCGUUGUGACACCAAAGCCAUUGAGGAUAACGUUCGCUUGACCUGCAGCGAACUCAUCUCCGACUGCAUUGUAGUCGGCAAUGGACGUCCGUCGCCUGUCCUAUUCGUCGAGCCAGCGUCCGAUGGCGACCACACGAAAUUGAAACGGGAAAUCCUUCGACGUACCCGUCAAUUCCACUCGCGGCGAUAUUUACACGAACGUAUCACUUCUGCGACGAUGAUCGUCGUGGUAGAGCGAGGGUCACUGCCUCGAACAACGACGAAGGGAAAUAUCAGGCGAAAGGCGGUCGAGGAGAUUCACAAGGGUUUGUUGGACCGAAUCCACGGGGUCGCUUUCUAAUUUUUCGGGCUUGUGGUGAAAACACUUAUUCAUAUUUUUUAUUCUUCCGGAGGAGUCUUAGACCAACGCACUGCCAUAGAUUGUUUAUAAUCGUUUUCCUUAUUUUGUCGACUUUAUGGACCCUGUAGAUGUAGACUAGUGUAGAACAUCACUUUUUUUUACUUUUCUCUUUCAGCAAUUUCCCAUAGAGCACGCACUUACAAUUUAGUACAUAGCAAGGAGUCAGGAUUAUUAGACAUCAAGCAUUC